Molecule: messenger RNA, 1452 nt
Organism: Penicillium longicatenatum
Lineage: Eukaryota; Fungi; Ascomycota; Eurotiomycetes; Eurotiales; Aspergillaceae
Product: KH domain-containing protein
Exons: 9
Coding region: 1-1452 (483 amino acids)
Cellular component (GO): nucleus
Molecular function (GO): RNA binding
Source: RefSeq, a predicted model, not a curated record
AUGGCCGACGAUGAGCGCCGUGCCAAGCGAUCCCGCUUUGAUCAGACUGAGCCCGAACCCCGUCGCUCCCGAUUUGAUCGCCGUUCGCGAUCCCCGUCCGCAAGACAAUCAGAGUCCACACGUACUCGUAGCCCUUUGAGUCGCGAAACGCGCAGUCCCGCUGGUGAUGGAACACCAAAGCCGGCCGUGGCUGACCCUGCAGCAGCAGCAGCCGCUGCCGCCGCAAAGAUCAAUGCCCAGUUGCAGGCGAAAAAGGGUAUCCAGCAUGUCGAUGUGCCUCCGAUUCGCUCGACUGAUAGCCCGGGCGCGAAGUCCGACGAGGCCGGCGACGGUACAGGAAAAGACGUUUAUGUCACCGAUGGUGACUACAUCAAAGACAUUGAGAUCAAUGAUCUGCGCAAUCGCUACACCCUGACUAAGGGAUCUACUCAGCAGAUGAUUAAAGAUGAAACUGGCGCCGAUGUCACAACCCGAGGAAAUUAUUACCCGGAUAAGAACAUGGCGACUGCCGCGCACCCUCCUCUGUAUCUCCACGUCACAAGCACCACCAAGGAAGGUCUCGAGAAGGCCAUCCAAAUCAUUGAUGAUCUCAUGCAGAAGGAGCUGCCUAACCUGAUCGACGAGCGACGAUUCCGCCGACGAGAGCCCGAGCCUGUGGAACGGGAUGAGUAUGGCCGUCGCAAAUGGCCCGACGAGCGUAUUCCGAUUGACCUCGAACCCAUUCCUGGAUUUAAUCUGCGUGCCCAGGUCGUCGGUCAAGGUGGUGCAUACGUGAAACACAUUCAGCAAAAGACCCGUUGCCGUGUCCAGAUCAAGGGCCGCGGAUCUGGAUUCCUUGAAUCCAGCACUGGUCGAGAGAGUGACGAGGCGAUGUUCCUACAUGUUGCUGGACCUGAUGCAAAUGAUGUCCAGGCUGCUAAAGAACUUUGCAUAGAUCUCCUGGCUAACGUCAAGGAGCAAUACCAAAACUUUAAGGAUAACCCGCCACAGCACAACUAUGGUGGCUACCGUGGUGACCGCUACCAAGGCGGCGGCGGCGGCGAUGGAGGCAGUAGGGGUGGUAGCGGGUAUGGUGGCGGCGGCUACAACCGUCGUAACGAUUACCAGCAACAGCAGCAGCAGUCCCCAGGCGCAUCUGCCAGCCCGACCGGUGCGGGUGGUGCGGGUGCGGGUGCCACCAGCAUGGCCGAUUACGCCGCCCAAUACGCUCAGUACUACGGACAAGGUGCUGACCCCUACGCUGCUUAUGGUGGGUACCAGAAUUAUGUGGCAUACUACCAGUAUUACCAGCAAGCCGCUGCGGCUCAACAGCAACAGCAGUCGGAGGCCGCUCCCCCGCCUCCUCCACCAGCUGGCGAAGCUCCUCCUCCCCCUCCCCCCGGAUCCGGAUCUCCUCCACCUCCUCCCGGUGGAGGCAGCUAUAGUGCGGUUCCUCCCCCACCUGGUCUGUAG